UGUAGUUGUCUGAAGUCGUUUUGCAGAGGCUUAAAGCCGCAUGAUCAGCUCACUGAGCUAGAUAUCCUGCAAGCUUGAUGGGUUUUAAGUGUCCUACGUUACAUUUUAUGUAGAAUAGUGCGUGAUGAAAUGAAAGCAGUAAUGUUAGACCUACAUCCUAAUCUGACCCAGUGGUUAGAUUCUGAACCAGAGAAGGCACACAUCGACGCGGUCCCUGUACUGCCGCCUGACACCGAACCAACCCAUCCCAGAACCGGAGCAGCAGCAUCAGCAGCAGGAAUAGCCGCCGCCAGCGACUAUGUCGGAACCGACGGCAAAUCACUGUUUACCUUUAGACCCCAAACGAUUCGACUGAGCAAGGACCAUGAGUUCUUCGAAGAUGGAGAUGUACACCGUCACAUGUACUUGCAGGAUCUGGCUUCUUGUGUGGCCGAGGAUGCCCAGCCUGCAAAGGUGGGAGAGUUCUGUUGCCACAUCUCGGGCUGCAGCCAGCUGUUUGAGUCCCUGGAGGCGUACGAGCACCACUACAGCGCGCUGCACCGCCACGUCUGUGCCACAUGCAGGCGCUGUCUCCCCUCCACUCGCCUGCUGGACAUCCACAUCCUGGAGUGGCAUGACUCGCUCUUCCAGCUCAUGGCCCAGAACCAGAGCAUGUAUCAGUGCCUGGUGGAAGGAUGUGAGCUGAAGUUCAGCUCCAGUGUGCAGAGGAAGGACCACCUGAUCAAAACCCACAGCUACCCUGCAGACUUCCGAUUUGACAAGACCAAGAAGAGCAGAAGGCUGAAGGAGAAGGCCGCAGCGCAGCAGAGGGACUUGGUUAUGGAGGUGUGUGAGGAGGGGGGGGCUAGGACCCAGGGGGAGAUGGUGUCGGCAGAGACCUGUGAGUCCAUGGACUGCGGUCAGAUCCCAGGCCCUGGAUCUGAAGGAGGUCCGACUCGGGCCAGUACGGCAGAGCUGUCCCUCACAUCCGCGUCUCAGAAACCGCGCUACACGUCCAGAGUCCCGCAGUCCAUAUGCUUUGGCCAAGGCUCUGUCCGAGGAUUCAGAGGGAGGGGGCGCAAAAAGUCAAAGUGAAUAUGUGACAGCAGUACAGUACAGUACAGCAUUAAUGCUCUUCAGGUAAUAGAAUUAGAGAUGUGUUUUCUUAGAAUAUUAUUUCCAAAUAAACUACCUCAAUGAAAAUA
Molecule: messenger RNA, 1184 nt
Organism: Alosa alosa (allis shad)
Lineage: Eukaryota; Metazoa; Chordata; Actinopteri; Clupeiformes; Clupeidae
Gene: znf511
Product: zinc finger protein 511
Exons: 6
Coding region: 130-1074 (314 amino acids)
Source: RefSeq, a predicted model, not a curated record